GACUAAUGUUUCUCUAUAGAGAUACUAGGACAUAUAUAUAAGUGAAAGGACAAGACAGCAAACAGUUAGCCCAGUUCACUUGAGAUCUGGGAAUACUUUAUUUCAAGUGUCACUGGCCAGCUAAGCAGCUGUUGGAACUGCUCACGACGAGCUCCGACUAACUAUAGUUCGGAUGUUAGUGACGACAACUAUGAUGAUCCUCCAGAGGCAGAGAUUGUACAUGACUGCAUGGUCCCAAUGAUGGAGUAUUUCGAUCGUAACGGAGGCUAUGAUCAGAUAACUACAUGGCUCGGAGACGCCUUGUAUCAGGCAAACUUUACACUUGUAGACGAACUUUGCGAGGUACUCGGUACAAUGGUGGAAAAAGUAGCGCUUGCCAUAGAUGACUGUAAUAAUGGAGAACUUGAGUCUUGGUGGUCAGACCAGCUCGACUGUGACACUAACCCGGGAUAUACUCUCUAUAAAAGGGUCUGCAAUGGCAAAGUCCUCAGUGAGAUGUGGGAAGGCCUGAGAGGCCACAACGUCUAUGAAGCGAUUCCUCACAACACCACGAUAAGACGUCUUUUCGACACCAAUACAUAUAUGGUCGCGUUUAUGCAGGCAGUGUAUUCAUACAACCCAGCUCUCGAUACCAGCGGCAUGAGCGAAAGAGAGUUAGAGAAUCGAAAGAUUGAUAAACAAUAUAUCUGCAGUUCAUAUAAAUCUGCUACUACGUCCAUCCGGAGACUAUUCGAGAAACACGCCGACGAUUUCCCAGUCGCCCCUAACAACGUGGCAAAGAAUGGCUAUAAAUGCGGGAUGUUGUUUGCUAUUCCCUACUGUGUUGAGGACCUGUGUGGAAUUACUGCUGAGACUUGUCUAACUGCUGGUGAACGUGUUGAGGUCACUCCUGAAGUAAAGAAAUCGACAUGUAGACGAACUGUUGGUAUGUUUGGACUUUCUCACAUCGAGAGGCAAGUACCAAGUGAGUCUGGAGACGGGACUUUUACCACUAAACGUGUCACGGCGUCAAUCAUGACAUCUGGCGUCGUAGACAUUUUGAAAAACGACUACAUGAGUCUGACUGCAACAUUUGAAGCUAUCCCGGGAUCUGCUAAACAAGCCACGAAGUUGAGGUCUGUUGAAUUUCAGCUGCUCGACCAUAGCACUGGUGAAGUUGCGCUGCAAUACACCAUGGACGCUGCUAAUUACAAAGAAACGUUUGACAAUGACGUAACACAACAGGGUGCAGCUGGAGAGGAGAUUAAAAUCUCAUCCACCAGCAAGAGACGCAGAAUUACACACGGGCCCACUGGAUCGUUCGUCCAGCUUUCCCGGUUUGUGGUGUCUGAUUCACUGACGCUUUACUUGCUGGUGAGUCGUCUACCAUGCGAAGUACUGGAAAUGUCCAGUGGUAUCCUUGCUCAAGGACUCACGUCAGACCAGUUAGUUGAACUUGACCCUGUUUCUGACUCUACUACAAGACGAAGACGUCAGACAAGCAGUACCCUGACUGAGGCCCAGAUAGAGGAGGCUUGUGGUAGUGAUGCAACGUGUCGCUACGACGUUUCACAGACAAACGAGUUGGGGGCAGCCGUUACGGUUCAGGAGUUCGACUCACAGUCUAAUGAAAUUGAGGCAGCUGAUGACACAUUCACAAAUGAAGAUGGAGGAAGUGGGGAUGGAGCAGGGCACAUUCUCCCAUCUGUGCUUGUCUUCAUCAGUCUCAUAAUAACUCACUUCAUAUAGGGUACUUUGUUUCGAAUGAUGGACACCAUCUACAAUGCCAACAGAGUAUUUGUCAUGUAAAGUCAAGAUCCUACCGCAAGGAUAAUACCGCUUGAACAUAUCACAACAUAUCACAGUGAUUUUGGGAUAAAUAAAUUUGAAGACAACCACCCCUUCAAUCUGCCUGAUAUGGAAAACAAAUAAAAAAUAGUCUGCUAUAAAUAGUCUUCUCAAAGCACUGGUACAUCUAUGAAUCACAUUUCAAGAACGUAGUUAGAACUUGUUGUGGGUAAAGGGGGUAUAGUUUAAGUUGUCUGUGUCUUUAAUCUUUAUUUUAUUUUUCUUACAUUUGUAUUUUUUGUAUUUUAAAUGAAUGUUCAUUAUCAUAAAUGGAAAGUAAAGAGAUG
Molecule: messenger RNA, 2114 nt
Organism: Owenia fusiformis
Lineage: Eukaryota; Metazoa; Annelida; Polychaeta; Sabellida; Oweniidae
Source: the annotation of a GenBank genome assembly